UUGCAGAUUCGAAACGGAAACGCGCGCGUGCGCCGCCAACGAAAUCGAUCAAGUAUUUGGAUUUCGAAUUGGAUUUUUACGCCGUUUCGGUCAUAUUCUGAAUCACUUGGAGUGACACACAUAAGGCAAGGUCGCGGAAUAGUACAUUACCCAAAGUCAAUAUGGAAGGCCAGGCCAAGCAAGCGUACUUCGUCAAUGAGGCAUUUAAUCACGAAGAGCCACCGCAGGGUGGAGGUGCAAGUGGAGGUGGAGUUGGAGGUGGAGGAGACAAUCUGCAUCGCCGGAAAAGCGGUGGCAACAAAGAGCUGCAGCUGGACAUGGGUGGCCUCAAGAAGGGCCAGGAUGUGGCCGGCAGUGAUCCACCCAGCAUGGACUUUGACGACAUACUCCCCCUGAUCGGGGAGUUUGGCCGAUAUCAGAAGUUGCUCUUCAUCUGCAUGAUCCCCUUCUCGUUCUUCGUGGCCUUUGUGUACUUUUCGCAAAUAUUUCUCACCUUGGUACCCGAGCAGCAUUGGUGUCAUGUUCCCGAGUUGGAUGGCUUGGAUGUGGAGGCCAGACUGGCGCUUUCCAUACCCAUGAGCAACGGCGAGUACAACAAUUGUUACAUGUACGACGUCAACUACACGGAGCUACUGGCCCAGGGCAAGGUGAUGGCCGAUCCGAAGUGGCCGCGGGUCAAGUGCCGCCACGGCUGGUCAUAUAACUUCACGGAGAUCCCCUACUCGACGGUGGCCACCGAUCAGAACUGGGUGUGUGACGACGCCGCCCUGCCCACCUAUGCCCAGUCCAUAUUCUUCCUGGGCGCCAUCGUGGGCGGCCUCCUCUUUGGCUGGGUGGCGGAUCGCUUCGGACGCAUUCCCGCCCUGAUCGGCACCAAUAUGAUGGGACUGCUGGCCGGAGUGGGCACUGCCUUUGUGGGCAACUUCUGGCAGUUCGCCGCCAUGCGAUUCUUUGUGGGAUUCGCCUUCGACAACUGCUUCACCAUGAUGUAUAUCUUGGUUCUCGAGUACGUUGGUCCCAAGUACCGCACCUUUGUGGCCAACAUGUCUAUAGCCAUAUUUUUCACUGGUGCCGCUUGCCUGCUUCCCUGGAUUGCGUACUUUUUGGCAGAUUGGAAACUGCUGGCCAUUGUGACCUCUGCUCCGCUUCUGCUGGCCAUAUUCACCCCCUUUGUUGUGCCAGAAUCAGCUCGCUGGCUGGUCUCCCAGGGAAAGGUGGACAAGGCCGUCGGAAUCCUGAAGAAACUGGAGAAGGGCAAUGGUCGCCAGGUGCCCGCUCAAACAUAUCAGAUCUUCGCUGACAGCUGUAAGAGGAUGCGGGAACAGGAGGCCCAGAAUGGCAACUACUCCGUACUGGAUCUGUUCAAGUCACCACGACUGCGACGAACCACUCUGCUGCUCAUUGUCAUCUGGAUGGCCAUAUCGCUGGUCUUCGAUGGACAUGUGAGGAACGUGGGCUCCCUGGGACUGGACAUCUUCUUCACCUUCACCUUGGCCUGUUUCACGGAACUGCCUGCGGAUACACUGCUCACGGUGAUCCUAGAUCGCUUUGGGCGUCGUUGGCUGGCCUGCAGCUCCAUGGUGCUCAGUGGAGUGUUUAGUUUGCUGGCCACUGUGGUGCCCGUCGGCAUUUACUCCGCCGCAUUGGCCAUCAUGGGUCGCUUCUUUGUGAACAUCAGCUACAACAUUGGUCUGCAGUGGGCGGCGGAGGUGCUGCCCACUGUGGUCCGGGCUCAGGCGGUGGCCUUCAUCCACAUCAUGGGCUAUGUGGCCAGUAUCAUUGCUCCGUUUGUGGUCUACCUGGCAAACAUCUCGCAAGCUCUGCCAUUGAUCAUACUGGGAAUUUUGGGAAUCAUUGGAGGUUUGUUGUCGUUGCUGCUGCCUGAAACCCUCAACCACGUCCUACCCCAAACCCUAAACGAUGGCGAGGAGUUUGGACGCGGUCAGAGCAUUUGGGACUUCCCCUGUCUGGCCAAGCAGGUGGACGACGAUGAGGAGGAGAAGAAGAGGAACGGCGACGUGGAGGAGGUGCGAUCUCAGGCUUUCGUCAGGGGAACCCAGACGGGUGCUUCUCUGAAUGCCUCCACGGGUGGAGAACUUAGAUCCAGCAUUCUGCGCAGAUCGAUCAAGUCACGCAACUCCACGAAGCUGUAGAGGAUCAUCUCUAUGGCCAAAUACUAGGUAGCCUAUUGUUAUAGCAGCCAAUUAUCCGUAGCUCUGCCUUGCAUUUUUAGCAUCAGAUAUCAGAUAGCCUCUAAGUGUCGUUAUAGACUUUUGUGAUACUAGAAAUAAGACAUUCUAUGCGUCUCUUAAAACGAUUAAAUAAAGUAAAAAAAUUAAACAAAA
Messenger RNA from Drosophila elegans, 2345 nucleotides. RefSeq names its product beta-alanine transporter. The transcript is spliced from 3 exons. The record is from RefSeq and is a predicted model, not a curated record. Gene Ontology annotation, biological process: transmembrane transport. Gene Ontology annotation, cellular component: membrane. Bases 162 to 2153 code for a protein of 663 amino acids. NCBI's taxonomy places the organism in Eukaryota, Metazoa, Arthropoda, Insecta, Diptera, Drosophilidae. Gene Ontology annotation, molecular function: transmembrane transporter activity.